CUCACGUUAUCAUUCUAUAGUUUAUUUGCUACUACUGGAAAACAACAGUCUAUUGUCUAUCAAGAUGUCUUCCAACACCAUCACCGUCACCCUCCUCCAACUCGCAAAGAUGAUCGACCACUCCCUCCUGCAUCCGACCAUGACCGACGAAGACAUUGUUGCUGGUCUGGGCAUCGCCCGUGCGAGCAACGUUGCAACUGCCUGCGUGAAACCAUACCUCAUCCCGCUGGCCAAGAAAGAGCUCGCCGGGAGCGACGUCCUCGUUUGUCCGGUGAUCGGGUUCCCUCACGGUAACAGUACAACGGAGAUCAAAGUGAUCGAGGCGACAGCAGCAGCCAAGGCAGGUGGUGACGAGAUCGACAUGGUCGUCAACGUGGGCAAAGUCCUUGGCGGCGAUUGGGAUUAUGUGAAGGAAGAGAUCCGCCAGAUCAACGAAGCGGUGGUGGCUCAUGGUGCCAUUCUCAAGGUUAUAUUCGAGAAUGAUUAUCUCCAGUCUGAACACAUUGCGAGACUGUGUGAGAUCUGUACGGAAUUGAAAGUCGCCUUCGUCAAGACCUCCACCGGAUAUGGCUUUGUCAAGCAGAAGGAUGGGUCAUAUAACUACCACGGGGCGACCGUCAAGGACCUCAAGCUCAUGAGGGAGAAGUCGGGGAAGGACGUCCAGAUCAAGGCAGCCGGGGGUGUGAGAACGUUGGAUGAUUUGCUGCAUGUCAUGAGCUUGGGUGUAACUCGAAUUGGCGCCACAGCGACCGUGGCAAUUUUGGAGGAAGCGAAAAAGCGUGGAAUUGGCAACGAGCCGGUGGAAGUUUCCUUUAAGCCAAUGGCUGAGGAUGGCACAGGCGGGUACUGAGGUCUGUGUCCAUGGAUGAUUGUAAAUAACCAGUCGAGAUUUCUUGUAUGUAUUGAAUGACACGAAUCAGACGGAUCAGGAUUCCAGGCUUCCUCACGCCAGGAAGAUCCGUAAGCUAUGUAGAUACUAAGUCCAGCGAUG
Molecule: messenger RNA, 991 nt
Organism: Aspergillus pseudonomiae
Lineage: Eukaryota; Fungi; Ascomycota; Eurotiomycetes; Eurotiales; Aspergillaceae
Product: 2-deoxyribose-5-phosphate aldolase
Exons: 1
Coding region: 65-850 (261 amino acids)
Biological process (GO): carbohydrate catabolic process; deoxyribonucleotide catabolic process
Cellular component (GO): cytoplasm
Molecular function (GO): deoxyribose-phosphate aldolase activity
Source: RefSeq, a predicted model, not a curated record